GCUCAGUGGUUAAGAGCACCAGCUGCUCUUCUGAAGGUCAUGAGUUCAAAUCCCAGUAACCACAUGGUGGCUCACAACCAUCCGUAAUGAGAUCUGACGCCCUCUUCUGGUGCAUCUGAAGACAGCUACAGUGUACUUAGAUAUAAUAAUAAAUAAAUCUUUUAAAAAAAGAGAGAGAAGGAGGGGGAGGAAGAGAGAGGAGAGAAAUAAAUGAAGAUACUGCUCUCAACUGAGAACCCAGAGGUGCCCCGCCAUCGAGAGUCCCAGACAAGAAUGCCAAGAGAGAGCAGAGGGGGAGCAGUGAAGAUCAGGUUUGGGGAGCACAAACAGAAGGUGGACAAUUGAGCAGCUCGCUUGCAAGUCCGAAACCUCAUCCUGGAGGAGGGCGGGGGGAUCUUCCGGGAGACAGCAAAGCCCGACUACAAGGCAUGCCGGGAGCGUGUAGCUCGCCGCUGCCUUGAGAAUGUCAGUGGUUUACUAUGGUCUGAGUGCGUAUCCUGAAAGAGGAAACCCAAAUCGAGACUUGGCCAGAAAUACUUUCCAGAAUGUGAUGUGCUCGAUAUACGAUAAUGCGAGGAGCCGGGCUGCCAGGUUCCUCGAUAGCGAGCCGCGUCGCGGGAAGCGCGAGGUUUGUCGGGAGGCCCGACAAACCGGCCGGAAGUGCUACACCAGCGGCGCAGGGCUCUCUGGGAAGUGUAGUCCUUUGGCUCUGCCCGGGCGGUGGCCGUGAGUCCUGCAACCUGGCGGCCUAUCCAGCCUGAACAAGGGAUGGCUGGCUCCGGAGGCCCCAUUGGGUCCGGGGCCUUGACAGGAGGGGUACGCUCCAAGGUGGCUCCGAGCGUGGACUUUGACCACAGCUGCUCAGACAGUGUCGAGUACCUGACGCUCAACUUUGGACCCUUCGAAACAGUGCAUCGCUGGCGGCGCCUCCCGCCCUGUGACGAAUUCGUGGGCGCCCGGCGCAGCAAGCACACAGUCGUGGCAUAUAAGGAUGCCAUCUAUGUGUUUGGUGGAGACAACGGAAAGACGAUGCUCAAUGAUCUUCUGCGUUUCGAUGUGAAGGAUUGCUCCUGGUGCAGAGCCUUCACCACCGGCACCCCUCCAGCCCCCCGUUACCACCACUCUGCUGUGGUCUAUGGGAGCAGCAUGUUCGUCUUUGGGGGCUAUACUGGAGAUAUUUAUUCCAAUUCUAACUUGAAGAAUAAAAAUGACCUCUUUGAAUACAAAUUUGCAACUGGCCAGUGGACGGAGUGGAAGAUUGAAGGGAGGUUGCCUGUUGCCAGGUCAGCCCAUGGGGCUACAGUGUACAGUGAUAAGCUCUGGAUCUUUGCUGGUUAUGAUGGCAAUGCCAGGUUGAACGACAUGUGGACAAUUGGCCUCCAAGACCGAGAGCUCACAUGCUGGGAGGAGGUGGCCCAGAGUGGUGAGAUCCCCCCAUCCUGUUGCAACUUCCCUGUGGCUGUGUGCCGGGAUAAGAUGUUCGUGUUCUCAGGACAGAGUGGAGCCAAGAUAACUAACAACCUCUUCCAGUUUGAAUUCAAAGACAAGACCGGACAAUACACUGCCCAAUGAGUUGCACUGCUAUGAUGUGGACUUCCAGACCUGGGAGGUUGUCCAGCCCAGCUCUGACAGUGAGGUUGGUGGGGCCGAGAUGCCUGAGCGAGCUUCCUCUUCUGAGGAUGCAUCUACUCUAACCUCUGAAGAGCGGAGCAGCUUUAAGAAGUCCAGAGAUGUGUUUGGCUUAGACUUCGGCACCACUUCAGCCAAGCAGCCUGUCCAUCUGGCAUCAGAGCUGCCCAGCGGGAGGCUCUUCCAUGCUGCCGCUGUCAUCUCUGAUGCCAUGUACAUCUUUGGGGGCACUGUAGACAACAACAUUCGCAGUGGGGAAAUGUACAGGUUCCAGUUCUCUUGCUACCCUAAGUGCACACUGCACGAAGAUUAUGGGCGCCUAUGGGAGGGCCGCCAGUUCUGUGAUGUGGAGUUUGUGCUUGGUGAGAAGGAAGAGUGUGUGCAAGGCCAUGUUGCCAUCGUCACUGCAAGGAGCCGGUGGCUUCGUAGGAAGAUCGUACAGGCUCAAGAGUGGCUGGCCCAGAAGCUAGAGGAAGAUGGGGCCCUAGCUCCCAAGGAGGCCCCUGGCCCAGCUGUGGGCAGGGCACGGCCACCCCUGUUACGUGUGGCCAUCCGUGAGGCUGAGGCCCGGCCAUUUGAGGUGCUCAUGCAGUUUCUCUACACAGACAAGAUCAAGUACCCACGGAAAGGCCAUGUAGAAGACGUGCUGCUCAUCAUGGAUGUGUAUAAGUUGGCGCUGAGCUUCCAGCUGUGUCGCCUUGAGCAGCUGUGUCGGCAGUACAUCGAGGCCUCUGUAGAUCUGCAGAAUGUUCUGGUUGUGUGUGAGAGUGCUGCCAGGCUACAGCUGGGCCAGCUCAAGGAGCAUUGCCUGAACUUCAUAGUGAAGGAAUCCCACUUCAAUCAGGUGAUCAUGAUGAAGGAGUUUGAGCGCCUCUCAUCCCCACUGAUUGUAGAGAUAGUUCGUCGGAAGCAGCAGCCGCCCCCUCGCACACCCUCCGAUCAGCCUGUGGACAUUGGCACAUCUCUGAUCCAAGACAUGAAGGCUUACCUGGAGGGAGCAGGCUCGGAGUUCUGUGACAUCACACUACUGCUAGAUGGCCAGCCACGGCCAGCCCACAAAGCCAUCCUAGCUGCCCGUUCUAGCUACUUUGAGGCCAUGUUUCGGUCGUUCAUGCCAGAGGACGGGCAGGUGAACAUCUCCAUUGGGGAGAUGGUUCCCAGCAGACAGGCCUUCGAGUCCAUGCUACGCUACAUCUACUAUGGCGAGGUCAACAUGCCCCCUGAGGACUCGCUCUACCUGUUUGCAGCCCCGUACUAUUACGGCUUCUACAAUAACCGACUGCAGGCUUACUGCAAGCAAAACCUAGAGAUGAAUGUCACAGUGCAGAAUGUGCUGCAGAUUCUGGAGGCGGCUGACAAGACGCAGGCACUGGACAUGAAGCGGCACUGUUUGCACAUCAUUGUACACCAAUUCACCAAGGUCUCUAAGCUGCCCACGCUGCGGUUGCUGAGCCAGCAGCUGCUGCUGGACAUCAUAGACUCCUUGGCCUCCCACAUCUCUGACAAGCAGUGUGCAGAGCUGGGUGCUGACAUCUGAGGAUCUCUGUUUGGAGAGUGAAGACACCCAACCAAUUGGCCACAUCUCCACCUGCAGAGUGAUCACACCUGUGGGGUCAAGGGUUCUCAGCUUCUACAGGGGGCUGAGGUGUACAGGGACCCCCCAAAGCCUGCACUUCAUUGAGGACACAGGCCCCACAGGGAAUAGCAAAUAAAGCAAACUCCUUUCUAGCUGGCACCUCUCUGUCAGGAGCCAUUUUGCUUGCUUCUGUGAAAGCCUAUCAGGCCGAGUCAAGUCAGGCCAGGGUCUGCUGGCAGAUUUUCUAGCCUGCUGACUCAUGAAACGGUAAGAGGGGAUACACUUGAAGCUCAAGGUGAGGGGCUGAAUGUUCGGUUAAUCUUGGAGUAAGGGACAAGGAGGCCUCCAGAUAGGUACAGAUAUCCAAUGUAUGUCAGCCAUUGUCUCUGCUGGCUUGUGACUUUGUUUCCCGAGAUACUGUAAAGAAUAUAAAGCCUAUGAGAGUUAUUAUUAAACUCAGAGCUGCAGCGGCACUAACUGAACAGCCCUCUCAAUUUCUAA
Mus musculus (house mouse) is the source of this 3706-nucleotide messenger RNA. RefSeq names its product leucine-zipper-like transcriptional regulator, 1 (gene Lztr1). The transcript is spliced from 21 exons. Gene Ontology annotation, molecular function: small GTPase binding; ubiquitin-like ligase-substrate adaptor activity. NCBI's taxonomy places the organism in Eukaryota, Metazoa, Chordata, Mammalia, Rodentia, Muridae. Gene Ontology annotation, biological process: proteasome-mediated ubiquitin-dependent protein catabolic process; protein ubiquitination; negative regulation of Ras protein signal transduction. Gene Ontology annotation, cellular component: endomembrane system; recycling endosome; recycling endosome membrane. The record is from RefSeq and is a predicted model, not a curated record. The coding region runs from base 1652 to 3166 and encodes 504 amino acids.